AGGGCCAGAGCAGCAAUGGCGUGGAGGUCGAGCUUGGGUUUGGGAAAGAUCGUGCCCCCCGCCGGCUUCCUCCUCCACGGCCGUGCCGCCGUUCCCAGGACCCCCUUUCUCCGAGAGAGGAGUGUGAGGGGGAGGCGCGGCCUCUCCUUCUCGGUCUCGUCCUCCAAUGGUGCAGCUGCACGGUCCCCGUUGAGCGACUCGGAGAAGAAUGGCCCUGUGGUGAUGGAGAUCCUACUAGAAGAUAUCAGGAGGCCACUAAUGCGAAUUCGUGCCAAUGAUCCUGCCAAGGUGCAGGAGCUCAUGGACAGCAUCAGUGUCAUCGGUCUCCAAGUACCCGCGGGCACCUUUCCCUUUAAAAUUCCUUUUACCACAAGUGUUGUUUAGCUGUCUGUCAAAAUAUAGGUGUUUUUAGCUGAUGUCUCAUGAUAUUGUAGGAAAUUCUGUCAAAUUAGAUUUUUCUUAUGUGGAAUUGAGUAGUUGUGAACAAAGUUGUAGCACAACUAAUGAGCGAUAAAUCCACAUCUACUGACUCCAGUGAUGUCCCCGUGGGCACCUUUCCCUUUGAAA
This is a messenger RNA of Lolium perenne, 567 nucleotides long. Its product is annotated as sulfiredoxin, chloroplastic/mitochondrial. Lineage: Eukaryota; Viridiplantae; Streptophyta; Magnoliopsida; Poales; Poaceae. Gene Ontology annotation, biological process: cellular response to oxidative stress. Gene Ontology annotation, cellular component: cytoplasm. The record is from RefSeq and is a predicted model, not a curated record. Gene Ontology annotation, molecular function: sulfiredoxin activity.